AUGGCUGCUACCGCUGCUCAGAAUGCUCCUAGCCCUGCGCCCACGCCCUUCGAGCACAAGCUCGUCAAGUUCGACCUCGAGGGACACUUCCACUACACCUUCACUCUCGACCUCGAGCUCGACUUGACGGAUACCGAGCUGGACAAGAAGUUCGAGUUGGAGGGAGUGCCUCUCGCUGGACACUGGACCUGCGCGUGCAGGGAGACGGAGAAGACGCUGCUCGAGGCUGCGUCUUGGUGGCAAGCACCGCGUCCCCAACCCGAAGCCAAUCCGGAUAACACGGGAAAAGCUUUCACGGGCUUCAAGAUGACUGUUUCGCGUUCUGAUUUGGAGGCUACGGCCAAGCGAUCCAACGGCGAGUACAACCUUGGACGCCACCGCUCAUAUCGCGUUGUAUUCGAGAUGGAAACGCUGGGCAGUCAACCUACUUCCGAGGCGGAAGUGCUGAUCAGGCGAAUGCCGGCGCUUGACCUCGCCGCCACGCCUCAAAACGUUCGCCUCUUUUUCCCUCAGCACGAAGCGGACUUGUGGGCCGACUCAAGUUUCUUGUCGCGCUCUUCUCCGUACUUCAAGACUCUUCUCUCGUCUGCCUUUGCCGAAGCCGUCUCUGUGCCUUCGAAGCGCCCCAAGACUCGUCUUGGUUCAGCGACAGCGGCCGCCGCCGAUGCCGGUGCGCAGGACUUUGACGACUCGGACGAGGAGACAGACCAGCCCUACUUUGAGGCGCAUCCGCCUUCGCAGCACGAGCGCGACGAGCUGCAGCUCCCGUACAAGGAGAUUCAGAUCACCAAGACCGCCUUCACGACCUAUCGCGCCGUCCUCGCCUACCUCCGAACUGGUUACAUCGCCUUUGCGCCGCUUUCCUCUACAUUCUUCGCAGAGGCAGACGCAGAGAAGCCUACCCGCGCCUCUCGCAUCGAAGCCGCCGUCUCUUCCGACCCUUCGCUCCCCUACCCUGUCUCGCCCAAGUCGACUUUCCGACUCGCUCACCUCCUCGAGCUCGACGAGCUUCAGCACCUCUGCCUCGCGAACUUCUCAAAGCAGCUUACCAUCGACUGCGCGCCCUUCGAGCUCUUCAGCGAUACUUCGGUCUGCUACGACGCCUGGCGCCAAGUCGUGCUCGACUUUGUGGUCGACAACUGCGAUGCGGUGACUGCUUCGAGCGCGUGGGUGGAGAUGGAGGGAAAAGUCGAGAGGGACGAGGUAGCUGGUGCGGCGCCGAUCAUGCUGGAGUCGUUCAAGCGCAAGCCGGUCAAGGCUUGUGCGUCCCGCUUCUCUCUCGCCCUGGCCCUCGUCACGCCAUUCGCUGACGACUUCCCCGACGACACAGCCUAG
Messenger RNA from Rhodotorula toruloides NP11, 1335 nucleotides. RefSeq lists its product as uncharacterized. Bases 1 to 1335 code for a protein of 444 amino acids. The record is from RefSeq and is a predicted model, not a curated record. Lineage: Eukaryota; Fungi; Basidiomycota; Microbotryomycetes; Sporidiobolales; Sporidiobolaceae. The transcript has 3 exons.